Penicillium vulpinum is the source of this 1731-nucleotide messenger RNA. RefSeq names its product Zn(II)2Cys6 transcription factor domain-containing protein. Gene Ontology annotation, biological process: regulation of DNA-templated transcription. The coding region runs from base 1 to 1731 and encodes 576 amino acids. The record is from RefSeq and is a predicted model, not a curated record. Gene Ontology annotation, molecular function: zinc ion binding; DNA-binding transcription factor activity, RNA polymerase II-specific. Lineage: Eukaryota; Fungi; Ascomycota; Eurotiomycetes; Eurotiales; Aspergillaceae. The transcript has 3 exons.
AUGCCAGACCCACCGGUUAAACAAGCAUGUGAUGCAUGUCGCCGACGUAAAGUCAAAUGCAUUUUUCCAAAACCGUGUGAGCAGUGUCGAGCUGCCGGCCUAGUCUGCCGGACGUCUUCGCAGCGACAGAAAAAGGGGCGACAGGGUCAAACAGCCAAUAUUCUCAAUGAGCUCAGAACCAAUGAGCUUGCACAGGCGCUGGUCCGGGAUGCGAAUAUUUCCCCGCCGUCAGCCGCUCUCAGGCUUAGGGAUAAUAUACCAACACCCCAGUCAUUGCUAGCCGCGGGAAGAUGUCAGUUCUCGAAAACCCCGGGCCUGUUAAACCUGGACCUCGUCGAUGCCUGCUCAGUAUAUUUUUUCUCGCGAAUGAGAGGAACGGUGCCAGUUUUACAGCCCGAUAGCUUUCAAAAACAGGUGGACCUUGCCGAUACAUGCCUCCAUGCUUAUUGCUUAGUCACUGCUUUCUGCGCUUUUGUGGUCACUCAAACUGGAUUUGCCGCAGAGCACUCAUCCUUAGAAUUUUCUCGGGAGUUCUGUACUAAAGACUACCGAAAUUCCCUGAUUGAGGAAGCCACCGAAGCUCGAAGGCAUAUUGAUCCAUUCACAGAUCCUGUACGGCAAAGCAUUAUCAUCGCUUUCCUUCUCUAUGGAUGUCAUAUCGGACUGGGAAACCAACGGCAUGCAUAUUACUUUCUCCGCGAAUCCACAACGCUUUAUACUGCCAGCGCGCUUGAAAGUCAAUCAUCCUCGGCGCAAGAUGACGAGGACCCUUCCUUGGCAGGCAAAUUGUUUUGGCUCUUAGUGGUGUCCGAGAGGGACAGAGCUCAUGCAAUCCGCCGACAUAGACCAAUCACCCUCCGGGUCACUCCCGAAAGCCCUCAAUUGGAAGAUGAUCCACUUCCAAAUGCGUCAGCUAUUGGCUUUCGGUGUCUAGUAAACUUGUUUCUCCCAUUUGAUGAAAGCUUUUUGGGUCAUUGGAAUGGAAAGAAUACAACAUGCUCGAUGGAGUCGCUAGUUCGCCUUGAGGAGCGCAUCCGAAGUGCAGUCCCGGCGGACCUUGGUCUGCCUGAUAUACUCAUGGCCGACUUGCGUGUGUCCCAGCAAUGGCUGCGUAUCAUGAUAUGGCAGCUUUCUACAACUGCUGGAUUUCUUUCAACAAAGCCUACCCAUGAAUGCAUGGAUUUUCGCUAUCCUCUCCUAAUUGCUCAAGAUCUCUGCUUCGCAACAUGGAAAUUAUCCAGGCAGAGUAUGGAAACUCAUGGGAUCGGUCUUAUCGAAAAAGUAUUUGAGGUGGCAUGUACCUUGAUUGAUGUUAUGGCAUGCCUCUCGGCGGCUGGGCUGCGUUCUUCAGGCUUCAAGCUUGGCCCGCAGGAUUAUCUCAAGCACUUCUUCACUCUCAUCCACGAUCUUCCCGGAGGCCGCCGAAGGUUCCUUCCACUGCUGCUUACCAAAAUAGGGCAAACCCUGCCUUCCAUGGUAGACCCUAUCACUGUCCAUCUCAACCUCCAACCCGGACCUCUUGUUCCGAGCUCUACGAGUGAGGAAUCAUCACUGUCCAUUAUUACCGGAAACGACAGCUCAGUUGAAGAGCCUUCCACUGAAUUAGUUCCCGAGUCUAUGUCUGAUAAUUGGAUGAAUGGUAACUUCAACUAUGCGGAGAUGAGCCGCAUCGGCGAUAAAACACCAGAGAUUGAUGAGGCAUUUCUCCAAUACUCCAGCUAUUUUCCCUGA